This is a messenger RNA of Polyodon spathula (Mississippi paddlefish), 1172 nucleotides long. RefSeq names its product CD209 antigen-like protein C. The coding region runs from base 59 to 805 and encodes 248 amino acids. The record is from RefSeq and is a predicted model, not a curated record. The transcript has 8 exons. NCBI's taxonomy places the organism in Eukaryota, Metazoa, Chordata, Actinopteri, Acipenseriformes, Polyodontidae.
AUCUUCUGCGGAAUGGCAAUCUGACAGGAGGGGCUGGGUUCUGCCCCUCAUCGUCACCAUGCUGGUCCUGCUGUCCCUUAUAUUACUGAGCGUCAUGGCAACCAAGUUUUCAGGAGUGAAACACGAACAAAGGCGACUGGACAAGGAGGUCAUGAAGUGCAGAGGUGAGGUGAAAGUAUUCAACCGGAACAUUGCGGAGAACCAAAAACAAGUCACACAUCAGCUGGAAGAAGUGGAAGGAAACAGUUCUGUCUUAUUUGAGGAAAUGGAAAAACUGCAAAACCAUACCUUGAGCAGUUUAGCAGAGAUCCAGACUGUUUUGAAGACAGUUCUUUUGGGACUGAGGCACGAUGUGGUGAACGAGUUUAAAGAAGUCUGCACCAGAGAUGAAAACGCUUCAGGGUAUACAUGCCAGCCGUGUCCCGCAGGGUGGCAGCACAAUGGCACCUGCUACUACUUUUCUAAGCAGACCAAAAACUGGAUGGAGUCCAGAGAUGAGUGCGAAGGGAAAGCCUCUCGUCUGAUUGUCAUUAAGGACCAGGAACAACUGGACUUUGUAUUUGGCCAGAUGAAAGGCAACAAAUUCUGGAUUGGACUAAGCGACAAAGUCCUUGAAGGAAACUGGAUUUGGGUAGACGGCUCCCCAGUUACAAUGCCACUUUGGAGUAGCGGUGAGCCAAACGAUUCCAAUCAAAACGAAGACUGCGCUGAGGUUUCCUCGGACCAGGCGAAAUGGAACGACAUUUCAUGCGAUCAGCUGAAGCACUUUGUUUGUGAAAAGAAAGCAGUGCCGUUUUUCAUUUAAAUUUACAACAAAUCCUGCCUGCAUUUUCAUGUGGCAUGAUGUGAUGAAUUGUUUUUAAAGGGGAUCCACUGAGACGUACCUCGUAAUACAGAACUAGCUUGGCUAUGGAAGGAAGGUGCUGCUGCAUGAAUAUUCACUCUAGUGUCUUGCUUGCUCUGUCUUGUUACAGUCUUUUCAGAAUUUGUCUUUGCUCUUGAACAGUGGAGCGUUUCAGCACAGAUGCAGCCAUUUGAGUUGAGUUCCCAAUUUAUUUUAUUCCUGAUUUUCUCCAAAAUGUAGACGGUCCAGUUCCCCUCAACAGCUCAGGAGACCUAAAGGUCAGCUGUUUUUACUUCCAGUUGUAUAAAUAACAAUUUUAAAGAUCUGA